AUGGAAAGAAGACCAUUACUGCACAUAAGGGGGUCCAUUAAUACAGAUGAGUUCCUUGAUGACUCUGUCAAAGUUAGUCCUGAUUGUGGGAAAGUCCUCAGUGCAAAAUACGAAAGCCUGGACUAUGAUGUAUGUGAGAAUAGUCUUCUCCUUGAAGAAGAGCGUCGUCGGGGAUAUCCUUAUAUUUUGCGUAUGGGCAUCUCUCGUUGGCUGGUUAUGUGCAUAAUUGGGGCAGCAACUGCUUUAGUAGCCUGUGUUAUUGAUAUCAGCAUUGACCAAUUGACAACAUUGAAGUAUCGAGUCCUGAAAAAGUUCACAGACCAAUGCAUUCUUGAAAACUGCCUUGUGACACCAUUUUUGUUAUGGGCGAGCUUCAAUGUUUGCUUUGUGAUAAUUGCUGCCAUAUGUGGAUCCUGUGUGGAACCUGUAGCUGCAGGAAGUGGAAUUCCUCAAGUGAAGUGUUACUUGAAUGGAGUGAAGAUCCCCCGUGUCGUGAGGAUCAAAACAUUGCUUGCAAAGGCAGUUGGUGUGACAUUCUCUGUUGCUGGAGGUUUAGCAGUUGGAAAAGAAGGGCCAAUGGUUCAUUCAGGAGCUGUGAUAGCAGCAGGUGUAUCACAAGGAAAGAGCACCUCAUUGAAACAGGAUAUUGGCAUUUUUGAAUACUUUCGGGAAGAUCGUGAAAAGCGUGAUUUCGUGUCAGGUGGUGCGGCUGCUGGUGUUGCUGCAGCAUUUGGUGCACCUGUUGGAGGUGUGUUGUUCAGUCUAGAAGAAGGUGCCAGUUUCUGGAAUCAGUCCCUCACAUGGCGAAUAUUUUUUGGCUCCAUGGUGUCAGUAUUUGUGUUGAAUCUUGUCCUUUCUGCUUAUCAUGGCCAGCCUGGGCAACUGGCAUAUGCUGGUCUCCUGAACUUUGGCAAGUUUGAUACUCUGAAUUAUGAUUGGUUGGAGCUGCCAAUUUUUCUCUGCAUGGGUGGUAUUGGUGGACUGUUGGGAGCAUUCUUCAAUCAGCUUAAUUAUAAGUUGAGCAAGUUCCGCAUGAGGCAUAUUGGACAUAGAGCUUGGAUGCAGGUGAUGGAAGCCAUGAUUGUUGCUGCUACCACAGCAACUGCUGGGUUCAUAAUGAUCUACACGAUUGAUGAUUGCCGUCCAAUAGGACAGGAUCCCAACAAAUUCUCCAUCCAGAUGUUCUGUGGCGAUGGAGAGUAUAACACUUUAGGUGCUCUGUGGUUCCAGACACCAGAAGCAAGUGUACGGUCAUUCUUUCAUGACCCCCCAGGAAGUCAUCAUCCGGUGUCUGUGAUGAGCUUCUUCAUUGUGUAUUUCCUCCUUGCUAUUUGGACAUAUGGCUUGGGAAUCCCAUCUGGAUUGUUCAUCCCAGGUCUGUUGACAGGAGCUGCAUGGGGACGUCUAGUUGGAAUGGGUCUGUCAGCUGCUUUUCCAACUGCAGCUUGGGUAGAUCCAGGAAAAUAUGCUCUUGUUGGUGCUGGUGCCAUGCUAGGAGGUAUUGUGAGGAUGACACUCUCCCUUACUGUCAUUCUCAUAGAGGCAACAGGAAACAUCUCUUUUGGGUUACCUCUCAUGAUAACUUUGAUAACAGCCAAGUGGGUUGGUGAUUACUUCAAUGAAGGCAUUUAUGACAUGCAAAUAGGAUUAGCUGGAGUCCCCAUUCUUGCCUGGGAGGCUCCUCCUCUCUCCAGGACUAUAUAUGCCCCCCAGGUGAUGAGUCAUCCUGUCAUCACUUUCUCACCUGUGGAGAAAGUCAGGAAUAUUGUUAAUGUGUUAAAGACAGAGGUACACAAUGGAUUUCCUGUUGUAGAACAUUCUUCUUGUGAUAGUGAAGAAUUGGGGCGUUCCUGUGGGAGAUUAAGAGGGUUGAUACUACGAUCACAACUAAUUACCCUUCUUCAACAGAGGGCCUUCAAUGAAGAGCCAGCAUUGCUGUCUAGACACAUUGCAAUGAAGAAUUUUCGUGCCAGUUACCCUCGAUAUCCCAGCAUACGAGAAGUGGAGUUGAAGGAGGAAGACAUGGAACAUACAAUUGAUCUGAGGCCAUACAUGAAUCCAUCUCCAUACUCCAUACAGCAUAACACAUCUCUACCAAGAAUCUACCUACUCUUUCGUGGACUUGGCCUGCGCCACUUGGUGGUUGUCAGUGACAGUAAUCAAGUUGUUGGUGUGGUGACUCGCAAGGACCUGGCUCGAUUUCGUGCUGGGCAUCAUAGAGGGCAAUCAGGAACUGAAGAAUUACUUAUAUCUGAGAGAGUGUAG
Molecule: messenger RNA, 2265 nt
Organism: Darwinula stevensoni
Lineage: Eukaryota; Metazoa; Arthropoda; Ostracoda; Podocopida; Darwinulidae
Source: the annotation of a GenBank genome assembly